AUGGCAGAGAUGCAUUUUGAUGCACUGAUCAGUCUGCCGCCGCCUGCUAAAUAUGGAGGCAGACACGCUGUGACUUUGAUCACUGGUGAUGGUAUUGGGCCUGAACUUCUGAACCACAUUAGAGAGCUUUUCAGAUUCUGCUGUGUCCCAGUGAAUUUUGAGAUUGUCAAGGUAGCUUCAGCUACUACUUCAGAGGAUGACAUCAAGAAUGCUAUUAUUGCAAUCAAACGGAAUGGAGUAGCACUUAAGGGUAACAUAAAGACCAAUCACAACCUUCCUCCAUCUCAUAAAUCCAUUGUAAAAUGCUUUGAUUAUCUGUGGUCAAUCCAGAUGGUGUAUUUGUAUUAA
Molecule: messenger RNA, 348 nt
Organism: Myxocyprinus asiaticus (Chinese sucker)
Lineage: Eukaryota; Metazoa; Chordata; Actinopteri; Cypriniformes; Catostomidae
Product: isocitrate dehydrogenase [NAD] subunit gamma, mitochondrial-like
Exons: 4
Coding region: 1-348 (115 amino acids)
Biological process (GO): tricarboxylic acid cycle; isocitrate metabolic process
Cellular component (GO): mitochondrion
Source: RefSeq, a predicted model, not a curated record